AUGUCUCACGAAUCCGUCUGGAACUCCCGCCCCCGCACCUACGGCAAGGGCUCCCGCUCUUGCCGUGUCUGCACCCACUCUGCCGGUCUCAUCCGCAAGUACGGCCUCAACAUCUGCCGUCAGUGCUUCCGUGAGAAGGCCAACGACAUUGGCUUCACCAAGUGGAAAAUCCGCGGUGUCACGAACGAGAGAAGGGCACAUCUUGCGGAAAAAAAGAGAACCUCUACGGCCAAGAAGUCACAAACACUGUUCCCAGUCGCGUGA
Molecule: messenger RNA, 264 nt
Organism: Neurospora hispaniola
Lineage: Eukaryota; Fungi; Ascomycota; Sordariomycetes; Sordariales; Sordariaceae
Product: ribosomal protein S14p/S29e-domain-containing protein
Exons: 3
Coding region: 1-264 (87 amino acids)
Biological process (GO): translation
Cellular component (GO): ribosome; cytosolic small ribosomal subunit
Molecular function (GO): zinc ion binding; structural constituent of ribosome; RNA binding
Source: RefSeq, a predicted model, not a curated record